AUGUCCUCCAAUUCUCCGCAGCCACCCAACUGGGGUGAAUUCUAUGGCCAGCUAUACUCCCGCCGUGUUGAUCUUGUCGGCGAUUAUGCCGGAAGCGAGCCUUUCCUCGUCGAAGGCGACUCGCUUCUGCUUCACUGCUUCUCUGACGAGCUGCUUGACUUCGAAGAUGGCUUCCAGAUGCUGCAUGCCGUUUGGCUCGUCGAGGACUUCCUGCAAAAUCUCCAUCGGCGCAACUGCAACUUCCACCUGGCGUUCUUUGACGAUAGAGAGCACCUGUGCAUACCUUCCCAUGCGAACGAGACUCAAUCGGCCAAGUACCGCCUCGCUCGUGCCGUUGUCAUACGCCAUCUACAGGCCAACCUCACCCGUGGAUCUUCUCCCAUGAAGCUUCUUGUCUUCCCCUCGCUGACGAGCGAGUCAUUCAACACUGUGCUUACCACUGGUUCAUACAUGUUUGUCUUGAUGAACGAUGGUGCUGCCGAUGCUUGCCAGUGUAUCCCUCAUAUGGACGCAAACUUCGAUCUUCGCCUUGCAAUCUGCUCGCUUAUUACGCGCGGAUAUAGUGUCGCUUUGAUUAAUGGACUGGAAUGGAGAGAUACUAAAGCCAUUACUGCCGUCAUCGAGGGCAUGUCUAAGUCACAUAGAACCAAGCAUCCUGCUCUGAACCAAUCUCCUCCAGCCGGCGAGGAGAUCAACUUCGAUAAGCUCGUUUUUGGACAUGAGCUCUACACAGUCUUUGUCGAGCAUCACGAACUUGCGGAGCCGAAACUUUCGGAGCGUCUAUACCUUGUCAUCGCCACCGCGGCGAACCUGGUCUCUGAUGGAGAUUUGCCUUCAUCCGCUGUUGCGUCUUUCGUUAUGCAUACAGUCCUUCAGAGCCAGCUCUCACUCGAAUGCCGCUCCUUCGAGUCUACUCAAUCCUCCGAGGCAUCACAAAACUUUCUCUUGCAGUUCUCUAAGACUGCGUUGGCCAUUAUGAAGAGCCCACUGUGGCAGGCAUUUUUGAGCGAGGCACAGUUCGCGUGCGAUAUCAGCGACCUCGUUGAUGGAAGAUUGUUCAACAUGGUCCUCACCAGACAGCUUCCACUGCCGGAGCUGAAAGGAGACUUCGCAAGGAUCGUCAGUUCGUUGGUCACACUGGACAUCAUCGUUCCCGAGACUCAACACUCGCAUGUGGGAAAUGAUACAACAGACCCUGCGGGAAACUUCGCGACACUUCGCAAACUGCUGCCGUUUGCUGCCGAAGGGUUCGACAAGCACCUUCAACCCGUCAAGCUGGAUAUCGAUGAUAACGCGCUUCAGCGACCGAGCGACAAUACUUCAAAAGCAUUCCGCGAAUUGACACACUGGCACAAUGCGAAACGCCCGUUGAACCGUAAAGCCAUGAUAGCCGCAAAGGACCGUGCAGCUCUCUAUGCGCGCCGCCGGGACCAACGUUUCAUGGCUGAAAUGAUGGCUUACGCCGCAAGUCUGACCAACGCUGUUGGGAAAGCCCUGGAACCUGAGACUAUUGUCACCCAGGACGGACAGUCCACUGCAUCGCACACGGCUAAAGAUCAGCAACAGUCAAGUCAGACCACCAGGAUAGGUGGUGGCAAAAAUAAGCAGAAGCAAGCGAGAAUGGACAAGCUUGCUGCCGAACAAGAGAAGAAGGAAGCGGCUCAAAACCUGAAGGUGUUCAAUUCAUGGCAUGUUGUCUGCAAAGAUAUACAGCGGGAGCAGCAAACCACCAUGCGCUACAUCAAGGCUCUUCAGUUCCUCGGCUCUCUUCCAACUACGAAGCAGGCUGUUGUCGGCUCUGAGAUCGAGUUUUACGCACUGCACUGCCUGCUUGAGCUGUGGAAAGUGUCCACCUCGAUCAGUCCAAAGGCUCCCAAUCUGCCACUUGCAGCUAAAAUCUGGGACGCUACCCGUCGUCUAAGCACUGGAAGUAGCGUCACGAAGACCAUGGAAGAGAGGCUUCGACGCAUUGUGGAUUCGCUUGGGCUGCCUUUCAUCAUUAGCGCAGCACAGGCUCCGGACAGAAAGCUGCCGUUCGAAUUCGCACUGUCUGGACGGAACCCAAGCUGGAAGAUACCUCUUCCAUCGAAGGAAUUCCAACUUCUUCAUUGCGGGCCAUACUUUGAUCGCAAGAUGGAUUCAGCACAUGAUGACCGCGUCCCGUUCCUUCCUGAUGGAUGGCAACGCGAAGUGCUCGAUGCCAUUGACGCUGACAAGAGCCUUUUCGUGGUAGCUCCGACGAGUGCGGGUAAGACUUUCAUCUCCUUCUACGCUAUGAAGAAGAUACUCGAAGGGUCCAACGACGGUGUCAUUGUGUACGUGGCGCCCACAAAAGCGCUCGUCAACCAGAUUGCGGCAGAGAUCCAAGCUCGAUUUUCGAAGACGUACAAGCACGCUGGCAAGUCAGUGUGGGCAAUUCACACCCGCGACUACCGCGUCAACAAUCCAACUGGUUGUCAAGUCUUGGUAACGGUACCGCACAUUCUCCAAAUCAUGCUAUUGGCCCCGGUCAAUGCGAGCUCGUGGUCGUCUCGUGUGAAGCGGAUCAUCUUCGACGAAGUUCAUUGCAUCGGCCAGGCGGAUGAUGGUAUUGUCUGGGAACAGCUCCUGUUGCUGUCUCCCUGUCCAAUCAUCGCACUUUCCGCAACCGUUGGAAAUCCUGAAGCGUUCCGCAGUUGGCUUGCGUCGGCGCAGAAAGCUGCCGGCAACGAUCUUGCCAUGGUUCACCAUCCGCACCGCUACUCCGAUUUGCGGAAGUAUGUCUUCACCCCACACGAUGACCUAACUUUUGAAGGGCUGCCCAAAGCUCCAGCUAUCCCUCGUGUAGACUUGGACAAGGGAGCGGAACAUUUCCGGUUCGUGCAUCCGGUCGCGAGCUUACUGAACCGAUCUCGCGGGAUGCCUGAAGACUUCUCGCUUGAAGCUCGUGAUUGCUUCACACUAUGGAAGGCUAUGAAAGCUCAUGAGAGCGAGACACACAAGGUUCCAGAUGCGCUCGACCCCAAGCACGCGCUCCCAGACGUUAUUGCUCAAGCUGACAUCAUCAGCUGGUGCAAGUCACUCAAGCAACUGCUCGAGCAAUGGAUGACAGAACGCGAUGCUCCAUAUGAUGCUGUCAUCCAGGACCUUGGCAGGAGCUUGUAUGAACUGGAAGCUGAGAGUGACAUGGGUCUGGACAAUGCAGGCUUGUGCAAGACUGCUCUUUCACUUCUCUAUCGUCUGCAUGAACAAUCCGCUCUACCGGCCAUCCUGUUCAACUAUGACCGCGGCAACUGUGAGUCUAUCUGCCAAGCUGUAAUGGAGAAGCUGAAGGAGGCCGAGAAGAAGUGGAAAGAAACGUCUUCAAUCUGGGCCAAGAAGUUGACUGAUUGGGAGACGUGGAAGAAGAACCGCAAGGAAAUAUCCAAAAUGAAAGCUGGCAAGAAAUCUGGGAAGCUGCAGGAGGAAGGUAUGAGCAAGGCUGAUCUUGAGAGGGAGAAGUCCGCUAUUGCACUGGACACCUGGGAAAGCUUUGAUCCGGACGCGCCCGUCGAUGGGUUCCAUUUCAAAGACGGUGCCAAACUCCAACAGUCCGAGCUGGAUGAAUAUGCUAAGGAGCUCCGGUGGCGCGGCGUCCAAGACUGGUUGAUUGAAGCGCUUGGUCGCGGCAUAGCCGUCCACCAUUCAGGAAUGAACAGGAAGUACCGGCAUAUCGUCGAACUACUCUUCCGAAAGGGCUACUUGCGGGUCGUUGUAGCCACCGGAACUCUCGCUUUGGGUAUCAACAUGCCUUGCAAGACCGUUGUCUUCUGCGGUGACUCGGUAUUCCUCACCGCGCUCAACUUCCGUCAAGCAGCCGGUCGUGCUGGUCGCCGUGGAUUCGACGUCCUCGGCAACGUUGUCUUCCACGGCAUCCCCGUCUCGAAGGUCUGCCGUCUGCUUAGCUCUCGCCUGCCUGAGCUCACAGGACACUUCCCCAUCACGACAACCCUGGUACUCAGGCUGUGCACCCUCCUCUCCGAGUCCAAUAAUUCCGCUUUCGCGCUCCGCUCCAUAGACGCGCUCCUCUCCCAGCCGCGCCUCUACCUCGGCGGCGAAGAGAACCGCAUGACUGUGCUGCACCACCUCCGCUUCUCCCUCGAGUACCUCCGGCGCCAAUUCCUCCUCGACCAGCGCGGCACGCCGCUCAACUUCGCCGGCUGCGUCUCGCACCUGUACUACACCGAGAACGCCAGCUUCGCCUUCCACGCACUGCUAAAAGACGGCUACUUCCAGCGGCUCUGCGCCGGCAUCCGCCGCAAUCCCGAGAGCACCGAGCGCAUCCUCCGCACGCUCAUGCUGGUCCUGUCACACAUCUUCGGCCGCCGCUACUGCCGCCACGUCGACCGCGAGUUCGUCGAAGCCGUCGUCAAGACGUCGCCGUCGUCGGUCAUCCUCGCGCCGCUGCCCGCCGCCGCGGCGGCCAUCCUGCGCGCCCACAACGACGACACGCUCGACGUCUUCAAGACGUACGUCCGCACCUACGUCGCGCAGCACGUGCGCGCGCCCGACGACGUGCUGCCGCUGACGGGCGUCAGGUGCGGCGGCGACGGCAGCGCGGAUCGUGGUGCCAUUAACGCCGCGUGCACGCGGCCCAACGUCCGCUCCGCCUUCGUCGCGCUGUCUGGCCAUGCUGAUGACGCUGGCAUCACGUCUAUCGGCGAGCUUUGCCGCACCGUGCGCGCUGGCGUUUUUCUCGAAGAGGCUGUCAUUCCUUAUAUGCCGGUUUGCGAUUAUCCGCAGCCUCGGCCGGUUGCCAGUUGGCGCCCGCAGCAGGCGGCCUCCGGCGCAAGCGGGCAGGGCAAGGACUUGCCGUUGAAUGCUUACCUCCUUGACUUCUUUAAGCAUGGCGACGCGUCUGCCCUCGUCGCUGCCAAUGGCAUCCGUCGCGGUGACGUGUGGUUCGUGUUGAACGAUUUCUCCAUGGUGCUUGCAACGAUCGUGGCGAGUUUGGAGGGCUUCGUUGCGGGUAACGAUGAUGUGGCUGUAGAUGCCAUGGCGGGCGGUGGUGGUGAGGAGAUGGAAGAAGAGAAGUUGUGGGAGGGAGGCGCAGGUUGUGCGCCGGGCAAGAUGGAGAGGAAGGAGCCGAUGCCGAGAAGGAAUUCGAAGGCCGAUCGGACGGGUACCCUUGAAAGCUGGGAGGAAGAUGCCGAGGCUGAUGCUCAGGCUAAUGCUGAUGCUGCUGCUGAUGCUGAUGACGAAGAUAGUGAGAACUGGGGUGGUGGUGGUGGUGCUGCUGGUACCGCUGCUGGUGGUGAUGGCUCCGGCAAGGCUGGUGCGGACGAAGUGUUGAGCGCCCCGGCUUGGGAAGAUGAUGGCGAUGGCAGCCUGCUUGAUGUCUUGGCAGCUUUCAAGAAGCUUUCUGAAGAGUUUAACGGAAAGUUCAAGGCUAUGUGGGCUUAA
Molecule: messenger RNA, 5421 nt
Organism: Lasiodiplodia theobromae
Lineage: Eukaryota; Fungi; Ascomycota; Dothideomycetes; Botryosphaeriales; Botryosphaeriaceae
Product: Helicase
Exons: 3
Coding region: 1-5421 (1806 amino acids)
Cellular component (GO): cytoplasm
Molecular function (GO): nucleic acid binding; ATP binding
Source: RefSeq, a predicted model, not a curated record